Messenger RNA from Parastagonospora nodorum SN15, 2517 nucleotides. RefSeq lists its product as hypothetical. The transcript has 2 exons. Bases 1 to 2517 code for a protein of 838 amino acids. The record is from RefSeq and is a predicted model, not a curated record. Lineage: Eukaryota; Fungi; Ascomycota; Dothideomycetes; Pleosporales; Phaeosphaeriaceae.
AUGGGAAACAACGCCUCUCUUUGCAAGCCGUGCGACGAAGUGGAAGUCACCGAUAUCAACCUUCACAACAUGCGAACUGAAGCUGAUCUACAAAAUGUGAUCAUGGACCUUCCUGACAAACUUGCAUUAUUCCACGGUGAAGAGAGUUCAAAGGCUUGCGACUUCUGCGGAUUCUUCGUUUCUUGUGUCCCGGAACCGCUCCAAUGGUUCGAAGGAAAAUCUGGUCGAUUUCUGCAGGGCGUCUUAAAAUUCGGUGGUGUUGGUGAGCAUUCGAGCCCUUACACGUUCAAAAUCAUCGACCAUGCCCAUCACAUGCCAUGGACGACAAUUCAUGCUGGUCUCCUUGAGCAAAGCAGUCUGGCUGAGGAGGCUGGCCAAAUUCGACUACGUAUUCAGCCACACUUAGAUUGGUAUUGGCUACAACCCUGGCUCAAAGUCUGUCUGGCUAAGGCAAAUUCGGGAGAUAUCGAGGACUCGCCGCGAAAUGAUCCACAGGACGUACGCGUUGUUGAUGUUGUCCAAGAUUGCAUUGUCUGCCUUCCGAGGGGUGCCGAAUACCUGGCCCUUUCUUACGCUUGGGGAGAUGCCGAUGACUGUAAAGACGACUUCCAAUUGCUGCAUCGUAACGUCAAAAGUCUGGAGAGCCCCGGAAGUCUGAAGCACAAAAAGCUUCCCCUGACAAUCUCAGAUGCCUACGAGGUCUGCAGACAGCUAAACUACCAGUACAUUUGGAUCGAUCGGCUAUGUAUUAUUCAGGACGAAGAAAUGGAGCAGAAAUCAAUACAGCUAGAUCAAAUGGCUAGCAUAUACAGUCACGCAACUUUGACUAUUGUCGCAGCAUCAGGCGGAGAUACGACACACGGUCUGCCUGGCGUAACUCGUCCGAGACAAUUCGAUAUAGAUCUCUGCCAAGUAGGCCAAUCCGUUGAGCUGUGCCGGGAACUACCAGACCUGGAGACCUGUCUGGAAGACAGCACAUGGCAAACACGGGGUUGGACGUAUCAAGAGCGUAUUGCUUCCACAGCUCUUUUAUACUUCACUGAAUGUGGACUAUAUUUCGAGGUCGGGACAAUUGGAACCAAAGUGCAGUUCGCCGAAGGUCCUGUAUCUACUAAACGUGAUAGCUUUGAACGAAGACCGGACUUUCCUAAGUUGGUCUCGUUGUACUUGACAAGAGCUCAGAAGAACCCAGGGGACAUUAUACGGGCUGUCGGUGGGGAACCUGUACCUGGAGCUCAAAGUGGUCUGGGCUCCAAGACGGACUUUGAUAAGAUGGUUUCUGUAUAUUCAGAAAGGACCCUGACGUAUCCGCACGACAUUCUACGGGCUCUAAGCGGCAUGCUUAAUGCGUUCUAUGGGAAAGAGACGUCCUUCGGUAUGCCCUGGAGCGCAUUCAGCAGACUACUUCUAUGGACAACCAAGUUUAAUCGUGAACCUCUCGGCGCUAGAGAGACCGAAGUCUUCCCGACAUGGUCCUGGAUAUCUGCAAAUUCGGCCAUCGAGUAUCGCUCUACCUGGUGGCCUCACGAUCCGGAGGUUCACACUCUGGCAUAUUGGUGUAGACCCACGAAGGAUUUCGAGGACGGAAAUGAAAUCAUAGCAUGGAGACACAUCAGCGAAAAUACAGCGUGGCCCGGGUCGGAAAAUGCACACUCAGCAAAGUACAUUACUGUCGUCAUUGCGUUGUUGGAAGGCUGCAUUCGAAUCAAACCACCAGGGGGUGACCGCCAGAUAGAGCGCAACUGGAGCGACUUGAGCUCGCAUCGCUGGGCGGACGUCUUUCGUGGCUAUGAAGACAUGGGAUUGUUUGAGCGUAUCGAGACCGGAUCUUUCGACGUCAUGAGAUGCCUUGCAGUCCAUACUCAAAAAGCAGCAUUCAGCCUCGACAUGGUGAAGGAAUGGUCUCUAAAAGUUUCUUUAGAUCUGACAGAUCACGGGACGUGCGUCAUAAGAGGCGACAACAACAGACUCGCUGGGUUCAUCAGACUGGACGCAUAUGCUACGAAGAGACUGGGAGACGUUCCAGCAACUGGAGUGUAUUUCAUUGCGCUCUCGACAGUCUCUUUAAACGAUGAACACCGUUCUCUAUACUUUAGGACAUUGUUGGAAUAUCUCAUCUAUUCGACCUCGCCCGAAAUCUUCGGCUGUCCUUGUCUCAACUCAGACCGCGCCAACACACCGAUCGUCCACAACGAAGAAUGUCCCAGCCAUGCAGACUUUUCGUCGCCCACUGAGUUCCUGUAUCUUGAUGCUCUUUUCGACUGGGCGGAAACCCUGCCUGAUCACGACUCAAGGCAAGCUGUUAUGAAACACAUGCAGCACCUUAACUAUCAUGAGAUUGAUGGGUCUUUGGCAUACCCGCUUGAGGGCCCACCUUCGAUCAAUGUAAUGCUGAUCGCACCAAGCGCGCAUGUUGGUGGGAAAAGUACGAUAUACGAGAGACUGGGCGUUGGGCAGAUAGCUCUGAAGAGAUGGGCAGAGGCUUCACCCGUGUUUGAAACGAUUGUUCUAGCAUGA